Molecule: messenger RNA, 4765 nt
Organism: Homo sapiens (human)
Lineage: Eukaryota; Metazoa; Chordata; Mammalia; Primates; Hominidae
Gene: SIRPD
Product: signal regulatory protein delta
Exons: 3
Coding region: 53-619 (188 amino acids)
Cellular component (GO): extracellular region
Source: RefSeq, a predicted model, not a curated record
GGGCAUCUCCAGGACAGGCAUUCAGGCAGAGCAAGCUCCAGGUUUCACCACAAUGCCCAUCCCUGCCUCCCCACUCCACCCACCUCUGCCUUCCUUACUGCUGUAUCUGCUGCUUGAACUGGCAGGAGUCACACAUGUGUUCCAUGUGCAACAAACGGAGAUGUCACAGACUGUAUCAACUGGGGAGUCAAUCAUCUUGAGUUGCAGCGUACCCAAUACCUUACCAAAUGGACCUGUCUUGUGGUUCAAGGGAACAGGGCCAAACCGGAAAUUAAUCUACAAUUUCAAACAAGGUAACUUUCCCAGAGUAAAAGAGAUUGGAGACACCACCAAGCCUGGCAACACAGACUUUUCCACCCGCAUCCGUGAAAUCUCUCUUGCUGAUGCUGGCACCUAUUACUGCGUGAAGUUCAUAAAAGGAAGAGCUAUCAAGGAGUACCAAUCAGGUCGGGGCACUCAGGUGUUUGUUACUGGCUAUACCCCAUGGCAAAGAAGAGGAAUCAACUGCACCAAAAUAAUCCAUCCAGUCACUCAACAACUGUACAAGCAGAUGACAAUAACAAGCCUCGGUGGUUGUGAGGAAGACCAAUAUCCAGAGUUUCUACAAUGUAUUAUCUAAGAUGUCCAGUUUCAAAAAAAGUGAGACAUGCAAUAGAACAGAAAACUAUGACAAGUAUACCAAAAACAAACCAAAAAAAAAAAGGUAUCAGAAACUGCUUGUUAUGGCCAUCAGAUGUCAAACUUAACAGGCAAAGCAUUUGGUGUAACCAUUACAAAUAUGUUCAAAGAAACAUGAUUAAACAAACCAUGAUUAAAUAAGUACAAGAAAGUAACAUGAUAAUGUUGCAUCAAAUAGAAGAUAUCAAUAAACAGAAAUUAUUAAAAAGAACCAAAUGGAAAUUUUAUUAUUCAAAAGUACAACAAUUGAAAGAAAAAUUACCCUAGAGGGGAUUAACAGUAGAUUUGAAGAAGCAGAUUUAGCAAAUUUGAAAAUAGAUUAAUAUAAAUUAUGGAAUCUGAAGAACAGAGAAAAAUUAAAUGAAAAUAACAUUUAAAAAAUGAACAGAGCCUCAGAGAAAUGUAAGCCAUCAUUAAGCACACCGCAUACAUGUAAUAGGGAUAGCAGAAGGAGAGGAGAAAGAGAAAACAGCAGAAAAAAAUAUUCAAAGAAAGAAUAGCUGAAAACUUCUCAAGUCUAUUUAGUCAGCUGGACCGGAGACUGAAAAAGGAAACUCAAAUUACUAGAAUCAGAAAUGAAGGAAGGAACAUUACUAGCAACUUUAUAGAAAUAAAAAGGAAUAUUAAAGAAUACUAUGAAAAAAUGUGUGCCUAUAAACUAGGUUUAUAUGAUGAAAAAGACAAACUCCUAGAAGACAUAAAAAUUACCAAAACUGGCCCAAAAAUAAUGGAGCAUUUCAAGAUACCUAUAACAACUAAACAGAUUAAAUUAGUAAUAAAAAAUUACCCUGAUAUCGACACCAGACAAAGACAUCACAAGAAAAAAACACAGAUCAAAUAUAUCUUACGUAUAUGGACACAAAAAUCCCUUAAGAAAAUACUAGCAAACUGAAACCAGCAACAUAUAGAAAGCAUUAUUCAUGUUGACCAAGUGGGAUUUAUCCCAUGAAUACAAGGUUGGUUUAAUAUCUGAAUGUCAAUUAAUUUAAUACAACACAAUAUCAAUAAAAUAAAAAAGAAAACCACAUAAUCCUCUCAAGAUGAUAAAAAAAAAGGAAUUUGGUAAAAUCUAAAAUUCUUUUAUUUAAAAAGGUACUCAAAAAACUAGGAAUAGUAGGGAACUUUAUCAACCUGAUAAAGAGCAUGGAUGCAAAACCCAUAGCUAACAUCAUAUUUAGCAAAACCGAAAGCCACAGCCAAUGUCACAAUUAAUGAGGAUGGUUAGAUGCUGUCCCCAGUAGAUCAAGAAUAACACAAGGAUAUCUCCUAUCACCAUUUCUACUCAACGUUGUACUAAAAUUUUUAGUCAGGACAAUUAAGUAAUAAAAACAAUCCAAAUUGGAAAGAAUGAAGUAAAACUAUCUCUAUUGACAAAUGGCAUGUUCUUGUACAUAGAAAAUCCUAAGGAACCCACUAAAAAACUAUUCAAACUACUGAGCAAGUUCAGCAAGCUUGAGAGUACAGUUCAAUAUACAAAAAUCUAUUACAUUUCCACACACUUGGAAUGAACACUAAAAAUAAAAAUAAAUUUAACAAAAGAAGUGCAAAUUUAUACUCUGAAAACUACAAAAAAAUGUUAAAUGAAAGAAGAUCUAAACAAAUUGAAAAUUUUCCCAUUUUCAUGGACCAGAAGAUUUAACAUUCUUAAGAUGGCACUAUUCCCCCAAACUGGUCUACAGAUCCAACACAAUCCUUAUCAGAAUCCCAACCUACUUUUUUGUAGAAAUUGACAAGCUGAUCUUAACAUUCAUGUGGAAAUAUGAAGGAUCCAGAAUAGCCAAAACAAUCCUGAAAAAUAAAGUAGGAGAACACACGUUUUUCUUUCAAAACUUACUACAGGCUGGACGCAAUGGCUCACGCCUGUAAUCCCAGCACUUUGGGAGGCUGAGAUGGGAGGAUCGCUUGAGGACAGGAGUUUGAGGCCAGCCUGGUGAACACAGUGAAAUCUCAUCUCUAAAAAUAAAUAAAUAAAAUAAAAAUAAAAGUUCACUACAAGUCCACAUCAAUCAAGAUAAUGUGGUACUGGAACAGGAUAGACCUAUAGACCAAUGGAAAAGAGAGAGUCCAGAAACAAGCCCAUGUAUCUGUGGUCAACUGAUUUUCAACAAGUGUGAUAAUGAGGAAAGAAGCAUCUUUUCAACAAAUAAUGCUGAAACAACUGGAUAGCCACACACAGAAAACAAUGAAGUUGAACCCUACUUCACACCAUAUACAAAAAUUAACUCAAAAUGGUUUGAAAGCCUAAAAAUACCUAUAAAGCUUUUAUAAUAAAACAUAGGGAUAAAUCUUAAUGACAUCAGAUUUUGCAUUGGCUUCUUAAGCAUAGUAUCAAAAGCAUGAGAAACAAAAGAAAAAAUAGAUAUAUUGGACUUCAUAAAAAUUAAAACCUUUUAUGCUUCAAAGGACAUUAUCAAGAAAGUAAAAAGAUAACCCACAGAAUGGGAAAAAUAUUUGCAAAUUACAUAUCUGAUAAGGGCCUUGAGUUUAGAAUAUAUAAAGAAUUUCUCCAAAGCAGAUAUUCAAAUUGCCAAUAAGCACAUCAAAAGGAGCUCAGCAUAAUUUAUCCUCAGGGAAAUGCAAAUCAAAACUAUAAUGAAAUACAACUUUGCACUCAUAAGGAUAGCUAAAAUCAAAAAUCAGAUAACAAAUGUUUAUGAGAAUGUAGAGGAAUUGUAAACCUCAUACACUGCAGGUGGAAAUGCAAAAUGGUGAAGCCACUUUGGAAAAUAGAUAGGCAGCUCCUCAAACAGUCAAACAUAAGUUACUAUAUGACCCAGCUAUUCCACUCCUAGGUAUUUACUCAAGAGAAAUGAAAACAUAUGUUCACACAAAAAUUUGUGCACAAAUGUUUAUAACAGCAUUCACACUAUCUGAAAGGUAGAAACAAUCCAAACAUCUAUCAACUGAUGAAUGGAAAAGCAAGGUAUGAUCUAUACAUACAGUGGAAUAUUAUUAGGCUAUGAAGAGGAAUGACAUACUAAGACAUGCAGCAACAUGGAUAAACCUUGAAAGCAUAUGCUAAGUUAAAGAAUAAAAUCACAAAAGGUCACUUAUUCUCUCUAGAUUCUUCCUCUCUGUGCAGGACAUCUCUGAAAGAAAGACAGCAGCCCCAGUCAGGGGCUUAUAGAUAAAACUCCCAUCUCCCUGGGACAGAGCACCGGGGGGAAGGGGCAGCUGUGGGCACAGCUUCAGCAGACUUAAACAUUCCUGCCUGCCGGCUCUGAAGAGAGCAGUGGAUCUCCCAGCACAGCGCUUGAGCUCUGCUAAGGGACAGACUGCCUCCUCAAGUGGGUCGCUGACCCCCGUGCCUCCUGAUGGGGAGACACCUCCCAGCAGGGGUCGACAGACACCUCAUACAGGAGAGCUCUGGCUGGCAUCUGGCAGGUGCCCCUCUGGGAUGAAGCUUCCAGAGGAAGGAGCAGGCAGCAAUCUUUGCUGUUCUGCAGUCUCCACUGGUGAUACCCACGAAAACAGGAUCUGGAGUGGACCUCCAGCAAACUCCAGCAGACCUGCAGAAGAGUGGCCUGACUGUCAAAAGGAAAACUAACAAACAGAAAGCAACAGGAUCAACAUCAACAAAAAGGAUGAGCAUGCAAAAAUCCCAUCAGAAGGUCACCAACAUCCAAGAUCAAGGUAGAUAAAUCCAUGAAAAUGAGGAAAAAACAGCGCAAAAAAGCUGAAAACUCCAAAAACCAGAAUGUCUCUUCUCCUCCAAAGAAUGACAUCUCCUCGCCAGCAAGGCAACAAAACUGGAUGGAGAAUGAGUUUGACGAAUUGACAGAAGUAGGCUUCAGAUGGCGGGUAAUAACAAACUCCUCCAUGCUAAAAGAGCAUGUUCUAACCCAAUGCAAGAAAGCUAAGAAACUUGAUAAAAGGUUGCAGGAACUGCUAACUAGAAUAACCAGUUUAGAGAAGAACAUAAAUGACCUGAUGGAGCUGAAAAACACAACACGAGAACUUCAUGAAGCAUACAGAAGUAUCAAGAGCUGAAUCAAUCAACCAGAAGAAAGGAUUUCAGAGAUUGAAGAUCAACUUAAUGAAAUAAAGUAUGAAGACAAGAUUAGAGAAAAAAGAGUGAAAAAGAAUG